AUGAGUAUAGGCAUAAUUAGAGCCAAAUGUGCACUUUCCAUACCUUAAACUAAUAAUCUACCAGGUGCUAUGCCCACUUUAAUGACUCUUUAGAAUCAUGAAAAUGAUAGUAUAACUAUAAAAAUUUUAUAUUUAUUUAGAAUAUUAGAAUGAACCAAAGUAAGGAGAUUCAAUAUUUAUUCCAUUCAUUAAUGAAAGAGAUAAAAUGAAUAGACUUGUUUAAGGAGAUAAAUACUCAACACCUAAAAAAUAAAAUAUAUAAUAAGUUCCUGAGAUUGUAAAUGAAAAAUGGAUUUAACAUGAUCCUAUGAAAUUGAAAUUGCCACCAAAAAGACAUUCUUUAGAAGAUCGACAUUAGAGUAAUCAAUUUUUAAUUUAUUUAGAUAAAUAAAGAAGUAGAUCUAAUGCUGAAUUGAGAAUGAAAGUCAUUUAGACAACUACAGAAAGAUAAAGUCUAUUACUCUCCUAAGAUUAAUCAAUCUAACCUUAAUUUGAAGAAUAUAAAAAGGCUGCUUAUGAAAAUAUAUUAAAUAAAAAGAAACAAAUUCUUUAAUCUCCACCUCAACAGACAAUACUCAAGAAUUAAAGCUCUGAAAAUUUAUAACUAUUUCCAAUAUCUACAUUUGAAAAAUUAAAAUAAUCAAGAUCUCCUUCACUUAUUUUUGUGAAAAAAUAAAUCUAACAAACUACAUCUAAACAUUAACAUUUUCUAAAUUUUAAAUUACCAUCUCUUAUUCAAAAGGAGUAUAUCAAAUAAUUUUUAGACAGUAAUAAAAAAAUCAAAGAUUUAAUAAAGGAACAAAAUGAUGAGAAAUUUAAAUUUCCUUCAGAUUUUGAACCAAAAAUAGUAGAAAUGAAAAAACAAUUAAAAAAAAUGAAAAGCAGACUUAAAAAUUGGGAAACUGAUAGAGAAGUUACAGAUAAUAAAGGAUUUUUAAAAGAAAUUGCUUCUGGCAUAUUAAAUAAAUGA
Molecule: messenger RNA, 970 nt
Organism: Paramecium primaurelia
Lineage: Eukaryota; Ciliophora; Oligohymenophorea; Peniculida; Parameciidae
Source: the annotation of a GenBank genome assembly